Messenger RNA from Acanthosepion pharaonis, 1173 nucleotides. NCBI's taxonomy places the organism in Eukaryota, Metazoa, Mollusca, Cephalopoda, Sepiida, Sepiidae. The record is from the annotation of a GenBank genome assembly.
AUGUUCUUUCUUUGUUGCAAAGUUCACUUGGGCAGGUAUUCCCUUCACUCUCUCUUCCCCUUUUCUCUUUUUGGUAUUCCUAUCACUCACUCUCUCUUCCCCUUUUCUCUCUUCGGUAUUCUCAUCACUCUCUCUUCCCCUUUGUCUCUCUUCGGUAUUCCCAACACUCUCUCUUCCCCUUUGUCUCUCUUCAGUAUUCCCGUCACUCUCUCUUCCCCAUUGUCUCUCUUCGGUAUUCCCGUCACUCUCUCUUCCCCCUUUUCUCUCUUCGGUAUUCCCGUCACUCUCUCUUCCCCAUUGUCUCUCUUCGGUAUUCCCGUCACUCUCUCUUGGUAUUCCCUCCUCUCUCUUCCCAUUGUCUCUUCGGUAUUCCCGUCACUCUCUCUUCCCCCAUUGUCUCUCUUGGUAUUCCGUCCUCUCUCUUCCCCAUUGUCUCUCUUCGGUAUUCCCGUCCUCUCUCUUCCCCAUUGUCUCUCUUGGUAUUCCGUCCUCUCUCUUCCCCCUUUUUCUCUCUUCCGGUAUUCCGUCCUCUCUCUUCCCCUUUUUUCUCUCUUCGGUAUUCCGUCCUCUCUCUUCCCCUUUUCUCUCUUGGUAUUCCGUCCUCUCUCUUCCCCCUUUUCUCUUGGUAUUCCCGUCCUCUCUCUUCCCCCUUUUCUCUUCGGUAUUCCGUCCUCUCUCUUCCCCUUUUCUCUCUUGGUAUUCCCGUCCUCUCUCUUCCCCUUUUCUCUCUUGGUAUUCCGUCCUCUCUCUUCCCCCCUUUUCUCUCUCUCUUCCCCGUUUUCUCUCUCGGUAUUUUCUCUCUUCUUCCCCUUUUCUCUCUUCCCCCCUUUUCUCUCUUCGGUAUUCCCAUCCUCUCUCUUCCCCAUUUUCUCUCUUCGGUAUUCCCGUCACUCUCUCUUCCCCCUUUUCUCUCUUCGGUAUUCCCGUCACUCUCUCUUCCCCCUUUUCUCUCUUCGGUAUUCCCGUCACUCUCUCUUCCCCCAUUUCUCUCUUCGGUAUUCCCAUCACUCUCUCUUCCCCCAUUUCUCUCUUCGGUAUUCCCAUCACUCUCUCUUCCCCCAUUUCUCUCUUCGGUAUUCCCAUCACUCUCUCUUCCCCCUUUUCUCUCUUCGGUAUUCCUAUCACUCUUUUACUCUCCUGUUUUUUUACUAUCUCUUUUCUUUGCAUUCAUAA